This is a messenger RNA of Platichthys flesus (European flounder), 3333 nucleotides long. RefSeq names its product transmembrane protein 41B (gene tmem41b). Gene Ontology annotation, cellular component: endoplasmic reticulum membrane. The coding region runs from base 141 to 992 and encodes 283 amino acids. The transcript has 7 exons. NCBI's taxonomy places the organism in Eukaryota, Metazoa, Chordata, Actinopteri, Pleuronectiformes, Pleuronectidae. The record is from RefSeq and is a predicted model, not a curated record.
GGUCAGCCUGUGUAACGUGUCUGUCAGCGGGCUGUCACAGCACCGGUGUCGGUCACCAGUCACUCCACCCGCCGGUUCCUGCUGUCGCUACACACUUCUCCACUGGUGCUUCAGCCGAACUCGACGUUAACUACGAAAUAAUGGCGAAAAAGCGAAGGGAGAGACGAGAGGCGGAAGGUUCGUCCUCGUCCCAGGACGAGGUGAAGCCCAACGACAGCGACUCCCAAGCGCUGAAAGAAGCUCAACAUAGUGUGGGGGGCUCAACACGCAUGUCUCUCCUCAUUCUGGUCUCUAUCUUCACCUGCGCUGCCUCAGUCAUGUACCUGGUCUACAGAAACUUCCCAGAGCUUCAGGAUGAUGAAAUGGAGAAAAUCAAGAUCCCUAAAGACAUGGAUGAUGCCAAAGCUUUGGGAACUGUGUUGUCCAAAUACAAGGACACCUACUACAGCCAAGUGUUGGUGGCCUACUUUGCAACAUAUAUUUUCCUCCAGACAUUUGCAAUCCCUGGAUCUAUCUUCCUCAGCAUCCUGUCCGGAUAUCUUUACCCGUUCCCUUUGGCUCUUUUCUUAGUCUGCUUGUGCUCUGGCCUCGGUGCUUCAUUCUGCUAUAUGCUGUCAUAUCUGGUGGGCAGACCGGUGGUCUAUAAAUAUCUCACAGAGAGAGCACAGAAGUGGUCCCAGCAGGUCGACAAGCAUCGGGAUCAUCUAAUCAAUUACAUCAUCUUCCUGAGGAUAACACCCUUUCUUCCCAACUGGUUCAUCAACAUCACCUCACCUGUCAUCAAUGUGCCUUUGGGGGUUUUCUUCAUCGGUACCUUUCUCGGAGUGGCGCCGCCAUCUUUUGUAGCGAUCAACGCGGGUACAACACUGUACAAACUGACCACCGCUGGCGAGGCCGUGUCCUGGAAUUCUCUGGCCGUGCUCGGCGUCCUCGCAGUGCUCUCCAUCUUGCCCGUCUGCUUCCAGAAGAAGCUGCAGCAGAAACUAGAGUAGACCACUGUAAACACCUCAGAACCUCACCUGCUGGCUGAUCCCGACACCCCCUUCACUCAGCUCAGGAACACGCAGCUCUCGCCCAAGUAGCUGCUGGGACUGGUGUGGUGCUAGUGGGAGAAUCUCUGCCCGCUGGCACGAGCACUCAUUGACUUCAGAAUGCAUGCAGUGGUGGGUCGUUCCUGAUGUUGAGUAAAGUAUAAAAAAAACUGGCCGCUGCUUGCACAAGUUUUUUUUUGUUUUUUCUGUGAAUUAUUUUGUUGAUUAUGGCACAUUGCAUUUUUUUUAUUUAUAAUCACUGCUUAUUAUCAUGAUUCUUGCCAGACAAUUAAAGGUGCUACUUGUAGUUUGUUGAAGUAGAACACAUUAUUCUGAUACUCACCAGUUGUUUCAUAGGACCUUCUUUUCAUGGGGAAACUGCUGAAAGCAAUGUCAUCAUCACCUUGCUCAGGCUUUUGCUAACAGCUUCCAUCUGGCAGUAGCAUAUCGGUUACUUUGUCCUUUUGUAGCACCUUUGAAAGUCCACUUCCCUCUUUUAAUAUUUAUUCUGACUUUUGUUUCAAAUGUCAACGUAAUGAUGUGCGCCACCACAGCAAUAACUGUCACACAACUUUUGAAAGUGUUUUUUUGUUUUUUAAGUCCCUUUUGAUACUGGUGCUUGACUCGGCAAAUGUACGCAGCGUGAGGAAAGGAUGUAACUGCGGUGACGAAUGACCGAUCUCAGUAAAUGCUACUUUUGUGGACAUGUAGGUGAGUUCCCAUGUUCUUCCUUGAAAGGUGCCUGGAUCCACUGCGUCACAACUCCCUCACACAUUUAACCUUUUUCCGUUCAUAUAAGUAGCUACUUGGACUACACACUGUGGAUGUGUCUCCUCACAGAACAUCCAUGAUGCAGUUUGCCAAACUCUAAGCUUUGCCCGAUUCAAAUGGGUGUUUUUAAUGAGGAAGUUGGUGUGGAUUAUACCAACACAUGCACAGUGAUGCAGUGGGCAGCACUGUUGCCUAUUUUUAUGGAGUUUGCGUGUUCUCUCCGUGUCUGUUUUCUCCAGGUCGUCAGGCUUCCUCACUCAGUCCAAAGACAUACAGGUUGAGGUCAUAGGUUAUUGGAGACUCUAAGUGAGUGUGACUGGUUGUUUGUCACUGUAUGUUGGCCCUAUAUCGCUGGCGACCUGUCCAGUGUCAGUCCGGAUUUGCUCUCAACAGUUAAGAUAUUGGAUGGAUAGUAGCAAUCUGCAAAGCCAAUUCAUGUAGGUCUGUAAUUUCAAAGAUCACGGUUUAGAUGGGCUCGCAGGACUUGUGAUGGCGAUCAUAAUGUUUAACACAGAUUGGGUUUAUUAGUCUCCGCCCCACAUCUCUUGUUGUGCCAGUGUAGAAGAGGAGAGGUCUGUGUCAAGGAUCAUGCACCAGUGCCCUCUAAUAGACCGCCAACGGACUUACCCUGCUUUACUGCUUCCUUCUUCACCAGCAGAAAGGUAUUACGAUGCCUGAUUUAUGUCCUCACAUUGUUUUGAACGGCUCAUUUCAUCCUGUGCUAUGAGAGAUUACUGUUUUUUCUUUUCUUUUUCAUUUAGAUGUUUCUUUUGCGUGUGUACCCUGGUAACUUAUUGCUGUUGCUUAAAAAUGUUUCUGGACAGUUAAUGCAGUGAUUGUACAUGAGGGUAAAUCUUUUUAUUUAAUCUCUUAAAACAUUUUUUUAGUCACAGUUGAUUUAGUGCAUUUUCGAGAUUUCAUGUUUUUAUUUUAAUGUCUUAAAUAUUCAGCAGAACUGCAGCAUACUACUGUAAGACUAUUAACCUUGUAAAACUUCAGUUGUACUAUGGGAGGCUACUAUUAUCUUAAAAUGAACUGUUCUCAUUCAGUUCCAUCCUUAAUUGGAUAACGCAGGACCUGCUCUUGCUUAUCUGAAGAUUGUUAUCUUGGAAACUCCAUAUUUUAAUAAGGUGAUGAAGUCAAUGACUCAAUGCUAUAAACUGGCCCUAAAUGUUUAUUUAUUAUUAUUUUAAUCGUGCUAGAUAAUCUUCGCAUAACUCCAUGAUAUUCAAUCAAAUGAAAAAUGGUAGUUUGAUUUUUUUUUUCUCCUGUUCUCUUUCAAAUAUUGAAACCUUUUCUGGACAAAUACUCAGUUAUUGCGUUUCUUUAUCCGCUUACCCUGUUAAAGUAAUUUUGAGGUUCUCCUUCUGUAACCCUCUGUUAACAUUUCAAAUAUUAAUACAUAUAGUAUUAUUUUGUACUUAGCAGGGAUUUGUUGCAGUAUGAAGUGUUUACAGAUGCAUAUUUACGUCCCAUAAAAUUUGUGAUUAUUUACUGAGGAGCUUAUUAAACGUCUGAUGAUAGUGUUUUA